Protopolystoma xenopodis is the source of this 411-nucleotide messenger RNA. Lineage: Eukaryota; Metazoa; Platyhelminthes; Monogenea; Polystomatidea; Polystomatidae. The record is from the annotation of a GenBank genome assembly.
ACUGCAUUUACAGAACCACAACGCCUGCACAAGCAAUUCCCGCCCACCCCUCUGCAGUCCUCGUUCACCUCGGCCUACGGUGAUCCUGCUUCACUUCUUAUCCGCGCUAAUUCUCCUUCACUUUUCCCCAAACCACCUGUUUCUCUUAAGACCACCUUUUCGACCCAUUCUGCAACUACCUGUACAAAAGAGAGGCCUACAGUGGCUUCUUUAUCACGAGUACACGAUCCUAUUAAGAAGACGCAGGUUACUAUUCCUCCUGCCUUGACGCCUCGCGUUCGUCAGUUUCACGAAAUCCACGGACCUGGAUCAGUAAGCGAAUCAAACCCGCACUGGCUUUUAUUAUUUACCCAAAUUUUAGAUUAUACUUUAUGCCAAUGUAUGGAUGUUUCUUUCGUAUUUCGGUUUUAA